Messenger RNA from Echinops telfairi (small Madagascar hedgehog), 1299 nucleotides. It is a transcript of the gene DNAJC4, whose product is annotated as DnaJ heat shock protein family (Hsp40) member C4. The coding region runs from base 447 to 1190 and encodes 247 amino acids. The record is from RefSeq and is a predicted model, not a curated record. NCBI's taxonomy places the organism in Eukaryota, Metazoa, Chordata, Mammalia, Afrosoricida, Tenrecidae. The transcript has 6 exons.
AUAGGAGAAUGGGGCGGGUCUUUGAUUACCCCGCCCCCUCUGGCGGAAUGGGCGUGGUCUUGGCGUCUAAACCAAUGAAAGUUCGGGGCGGGACCUGGCUUAGAGCAGGAAAUGGCCGCGGAGUCCGUGAGUGCUGCGGGGGCGGGGCUUGGCUGGAGCUCUUUCCCGCCCCUGCUCCCCCAACACCCGGGUGGGGAGAGGGUCUCGCCGGCCCAGUUGGUGGUUCAGGCUCCGAGACCCGUGCGGGGCUGGGCCCCAGACUCCUGGGUCAGAGGCGGGAACAGCUCCAGGAUACGGGGCUCCGGUGGCCCCAACCGUCUCUUGGCUGCCCUGGUUGGCUUGUUUUCCAACGCAAGUAGACGGGGCCAGACCCCUUCCCCGAGCACUAGCCGCCCGGCCCAUCUUGGUCCCCAUGCACUCCUCUCCCCAGCUCUCCGCCCGCAGCCAUGCCGCCCCUGCUGACCGCGCUGGCCCCGCGCCUGUGCCGGCUGUGGCCCCGCUGUCCCCACUCCCGGCACCUUGGAGCGGCCGCCGGGCAGCGGUCUGGUCCCAGGAACUACUAUGAACUGUUGGGAGUGCAACCUGGAGCCAGCCCUGAAGAAAUUAAACGUGCGUUCUUCACCAAGUCCAAAGAGCUGCACCCCGACCGGGACCCCAGGAACCCAGCGCUGCACAGCCGCUUUGUGGAGCUGAAUGAGGCCUACCACGUGCUCAGCCACAAGCAGAGCCGCUGCAGCUACGACCACCAGCUCCGCUCAGCCAGGCCCCCAGAGUCUCCGGGAACUGCACCUCACCCCGGCCCCACAACUGCCCACCAAGCAUACAGCUCCUGGGAACCUCCCAACACACAGUACUGGGCCCAAUUCCACCAUGUAAGGACAAAGUGGCCUGAGGGGAGCAGGCAGCAACAAAGACACAACCAGCGAGUGCUGGGCUACUGCCUCUUGUUGAUGCUGGCAGGCAUGGGCCUGCACUACGUGGCUUUCAGGAAGCUGGAGCAGAUGCACCGGAACUUCAUGGAUGAAAAGGACCGGAUCAUCACUGCCAUCUACAACGACACCAGGGCCCGGGCCAGAGCCAACAGCACCAGGCUCCAGCAGGGACGACUGCAGACCACCACGAGGACGACCUCACCGCCGCCAGAGCCCCGCGAGGACCCUGCCAUCUUGCCCACCCGUGCGGACCCCUGAAGAGCCUCCCAGGGACAAGGUCCAGGCCUACGGCAUGCCCUCUCCUCGCCUCCCUCCCAUUGCGCCCCACCCGCAGAACGCACACAAUAAAGCCCUUUUCUGCCCUCCG